AUGUCCACCCGGUACCACCAGGCAGCCGCUGAUGGCAACUUGGAGCUGCUGAAAGAAGCCACCCAAAAAGAUCUCAACACCUCCGACGUGGACGGGAUGACGCCCACCUUGCUGGCCUCAUACCACGGACGCCUGGAGGCGAUGGAAGUCAUCUGCCGAAGAGGAGGGGAUCCAGACAAGUGUGACAUUUGGGGGAACACCCCUCUCCACCAUGCAGCCUCCAACGGCCACAUCCACUGUGUUUCCUUCUUAAUCAACUUUGGCGCCAAUAUCUUCGCCCUGGAUAACCACAUGCGCUCUCCUCUGGACGCGGCUGCCAACAGGAACCACUACGAAUGCGUCCGAGUCCUUGACAACGCCGCCACGGAGCAGACCAUCAAGAACCCCAAAAAAGCCUCCCACAUGAAGGCCCAGGCCCAGCGUAACGCUGAGAGGCAGAUCCAGGAGUGUGAACGACGCCAAGAGAGACACGAGUAUAAAAUGAACAAGCAUUACAACAGGACGCAUGCCGCGGGAGGAACGACCACCCAGGAGCGCGUGAAGAAUUUUUUUACCUCCAGCUCACUAGGGACAGUCCCCAAAUAUUUGAAGGACACCUUCAGGCGAAGGGCAAAAAAGAAAGAGGAUUUAGAUGACCAGAACAUGGAAAGCAGUAACCAAGCAAAGGACAUCCCAGCGGGCCGUACAACCGUGAUGGACAUGUUCAACGAAAACGAGGAGGACGAACCAGAAAACCAAGGCAAAGACGGUAUUUCUGAAGAGGAACAGAAGUCAAUUUUUAAUCGCCCCGGUCUUGGUAACCUUGUUUUCAGGAACAAUUUGGCCACGGGCGUAACUGCUGCCCCCGUGUUGCCUGAGAAAGAAGAGAUCCGUUUCCAAAUACCCAACGAACUGUUUCAGUUCAAAAGGGCCGAGGUGGCUGAGGACCCGGAUCUGGGGAACGAUCCUGAGGCACCUUGGAUCGAAGAAGACAUCGGGUGGGAUGACGACAAUGUGGAGACCACCCCCCUCGAAGUUUUUCUGGCAUCGCUGGAGCUGAAUGAAUUCCUUCCUAUCUUGAUGAGAGAAAAUAUUGAUUUAGAGACGCUCACGUUGUGUUCGGAUGAAGACCUCCGGAGCAUACAGAUGCAGCUGGGGCCGAGGAAGAAGAUCCUCCAUGCAGUGGACAGAAGGAAGCAAGCAUUGGCAAAGCCGGGCAAGCCAGAAGACACCAAGCUAUAA
Euleptes europaea (tarantolino) is the source of this 1221-nucleotide messenger RNA. It is a transcript of the gene ANKS4B, whose product is annotated as ankyrin repeat and sterile alpha motif domain containing 4B. The record is from RefSeq and is a predicted model, not a curated record. Lineage: Eukaryota; Metazoa; Chordata; Lepidosauria; Squamata; Sphaerodactylidae. The coding region runs from base 1 to 1221 and encodes 406 amino acids. Gene Ontology annotation, molecular function: protein binding. The transcript has 2 exons.